UAUUUUUUUAUUUAAUUUUUUUUUUUUCGCCGAAACUUCUGCGCCGCGAAAGGAGGAGGGAUGGGGAGGAAGGUGUUCCUGGCCGUUCUCUACCUCUGCCUGCGCUUGGUGCCGGCUCUCGGCGAAGCCGAAAACAAUUUCGAGGGAAUUGAGAGCAAGUUUUCCUUACGGACGCCUGCAGAGCCCGAUGAGGAUGUCUGCUACCUGGUGCCUGGGCAGGUGGACAGCCUGGCACAGUGCAACUUCAAUCACACCAGUAAAACCUUUGUGGUGAUCCACGGCUGGACGGUGACAGGGAUGUAUGAAAGCUGGGUCCCAAAGCUUGUGGAUGCUCUGUACAAGAGGGAACCUGAUUCAAACGUCAUUGUGGUGGACUGGCUAGUUCGGGCUCAGCAGCACUACCCAGUGUCUGCUGCAUACACUAAGCUCGUGGGAAAGGAUGUUGCUACAUUUAUUGACUGGAUGGAGGAGCAAUUCAAUUAUCCUCUCAACAAUGUCCACUUGCUGGGGUACAGUCUAGGUGCUCAUGCUGCUGGGAUUGCUGGAAGCUUAACCAAGAAGAAGGUGAACAGAAUUACUGGGCUGGAUCCAGCUGGCCCUACCUUCGAGUAUGCUGAUGCCCCUACCCGCCUCUCCCCGGAUGAUGCUGAUUUUGUGGAUGUCUUACACACCUACACUCGAGGCUCUCCAGACCGCAGCAUUGGGAUCCAGAAGCCUGUUGGACACAUUGAUAUUUAUCCCAACGGUGGGGGUUUCCAGCCAGGCUGCAACUUGGGAGAAGCGCUCCGUCUGAUUGCCGAGAAAGGCUUUGGAGAUGUGGACCAGCUGGUGAAAUGCUCCCAUGAACGAUCCAUUCACCUCUUCAUUGACUCCCUCCUCUACGAAGAAAAGCCCAGCAUGGCCUAUCGCUGCAACACAAAGGAGGCCUUUGAGAAGGGUCUCUGCCUGAGCUGCCGCAAGAACCGCUGCAACAAUUUGGGUUACAAGGUCAACAGAGUGAGAACAAAGAGAAACACCAAAAUGUACUUGAAGACCCGUGCUCAGAUGCCCUAUAAAGUCUUUCACUACCAAGUCAAGAUCCAUUUCUUUGGAAAGACUAAUAUGACUAAGACAAAUCAGCCAUUCCUGAUCUCUCUCUACGGCACUCUAGACGAGAGUGAGAAAAUUUCUUUCACACUGCCUGAAGUCUCCUCAAACAAGACCUUCUCCUUCCUGAUUUACACAGAAGUGGACAUUGGGGACCUGCUUAUGCUGAAGCUGCAGUGGGAGAAAGACACUUUCUUCAGCUGGACUGACUGGUGGACUCCUUUUACCUUUGACAUCCAGAGAGUCAGAGUGAAGUCAGGAGAAACUCAGAAAAAAGUGGUGUUCUGUUCUCGAGAUGGCACCUCACGUCUCAGUAAGGGAGAAGAGGCAGCAAUAUUUGUGAAGUGCUCAGAACAACCUGCCAACAGGAAGAGAGGAGGUGCCAAGAAAGCCUCUAAAGAAAAUUCCGCUCAAGAAUCUGCCUAAGUGACAAGAAUAAAGAUUUUUCCACACUGGGGAGGAGGAGAGUCUGUUCAUCCUUGUGGACUGGAUGUUCAGUACCAAAUAUAUAGAAAUAUUUAUCCGCUGCUGGCUUUUUGCCUGCUAUUCCUAGCUAUCUUAAGAGACUUCUUGUAAGAAAGUCUCAGCAUAUGAAGUUACUAACCCUAAAGAUGCAUUAUCCAAAUAGUUAAAAACAAGAAGAAACCUGAAAAACAACUUGCCAAAGUCUUGAGUGCUGAAAAGGAAUAAGUGAUUUUGCUUAAUCAUGGUGCCUUGUGACAGGGUUUCUUGACAUCAGAUUCUCUACAGCAAUUUUCUAGUAUUUAUUGAAAAAAAAAACAAAGCCCUGUACCUGUGGUGGUUGGUUUAAUUUUUUUUUUUUGUUUGUUUGGUGUUUUUUUAGUGUUUUGGUCUGGGGUUUGUUUUCUUUUUUUUUUUUUGUUCUUUUCAGGAGUCUUUUGAAACUGGACAGAAUUUUUUCUACUUUGGCUAACUGAAUUUUUAGGUAGUUCAGUGGUGAGAAUUCAUUGUUUUCAAAUGUGUUUUUAGCAAAUAAGUAGGUUUCUCAUGUG
Messenger RNA from Empidonax traillii (willow flycatcher), 2099 nucleotides. It is a transcript of the gene LPL, whose product is annotated as lipoprotein lipase. Gene Ontology annotation, biological process: lipid metabolic process. Bases 61 to 1512 code for a protein of 483 amino acids. Gene Ontology annotation, molecular function: lipoprotein lipase activity; apolipoprotein binding. The record is from RefSeq and is a predicted model, not a curated record. The transcript has 10 exons. Lineage: Eukaryota; Metazoa; Chordata; Aves; Passeriformes; Tyrannidae.